AUGGCGAAUGUGACCGGUCUUCUCGUUCUGCCCGCGGGCCCCUCCGUCCCCGGCUCCUCCGCGCCCGGCUGUCGUGUGUGCCCACCGACGCGGGUUGACUACCGUCGCGACGUGUUUGGGCAGAGCGCCGCGCUUUGCCUACCGCGGGCUGCGCCUCCCCCCGAGACGGUGGCGGAUCCCGUCGGGCCGGGCCGGCGUCCAGAAACUACAACCCAGAUGUCUGUUGUCUUCUCCAGCAUACUCGGGCCCAGCCAGAGUGGACAAGCGCAGCCCGGCAUGGGGGAGCGAGGAAGCGGGGCCAGUAGCUCUGGGGACCUUGUCUUCCAAGAGGGUCGCCUCAUCUCUGGGUCCCUGGAGGCCUUGAUGGAGCACCUGGUCCCCACAGUGGACUCUUACCCAGAUAGGCCAUACAUCUUUACCUUCCUCUUGAGCUCCCGGGUCUUCAUGCCCCCUCAUGACCUGCUGGUCCGUGUGGGGCAGAUCUGCCUGGAGCAGAGGCAGCAGCUGGAGACUCCUGGGGCUGAGAAGGCCAAGCUCAAGUCUUUCUCAGCCAAGAUCGUACAGCUAUUUAAGGAGUGGACAGAGGCCUUCCCCUGUGACUUCCAGGAUGAGAAGGCGAUGGCCGAACUGAAGGCCAUCACUCAGCGGGUCACACGGUCUGAUGAGGAGAAUGGCACAGUGAAGAAGGCCAUUGCCCAAAUGACACAGAGCCUGCUGCUGUCUCUGGCGGCCCGAAGCCAGCUACAGGAGCUUCGGGAGAAGCUCCGCUCACCAGCCAUGGACAAAGGGUCUGUCCUCAAGGCUAAGUCCCCAGCCACUCAGAAGGACAUCCUGGGCGUGUGCUGUGACCCACUGGUGCUGGCCCAGCAGCUGACGCAUCUAGAGCUGGAGAGGGCCAGCAGCAUUCACCCUGGGGACCUGAUGCAGAUGGUCAGCCACAUGGACUCCCGGGACAAGCACAGGUGCCCAGGGGACCUGACCAAGACCUAUAGCCUGGAGGCCUAUGACAACUGGUCCAACUGCCUUAGCAUGCUAGUGGCCACCGAGGUGUGCCGGAUGGUGAAGAAGAAGCACCAGACCCGCAUGCUCGAGUUCUUUAUUGAUGUGGCCCAGGGGUGCUUCAACAUCGGGAAUUUCAACUCCAUGAUGGCCAUCAUCUGUGGCAUGAACCUCAGUCCUGUGGCGAGGCUGAAGAAAACGUGGUCCAAAGUCAAGACGGCCAAAUUUGAGGUCUUGGAGCGCCAUAUGGACCCAUGCAGCAAUUUCCGCAACUAUCGCACCGCCCUGCAGGGGGCCACGCAAAGGGCCCAGAUGGCUAAGAGCAGCCCAGAGAAGAUUGUCAUCCCUGUGUUCAACCUUUUCGUUAAGGACCUUUACUUCUUACACAAAAUCCAUACGAACCACCUGCCCAAUGGGCAUGUUAACUUCGAGAAAUUCUGGGAGAUCUCCAGACGGAUCCAGGAGUUCACGACAUGGACUCAGGUAGAGUGUCCCUUCCAGAAGGACAAGAAGAUUCAGAAGUACCUGCUCACGGCACCCCUCUACAGCGAGGAAGCGCUCUCCAUCGCCUCCUUUGAAAGUGAAGGUCCUGAAAGCCGCAGGGAAAAAGAUAGCUGGAAGACUCUCCGGACCACUGUCCGUAACAGAGCCCGGAGGAACGAAUGCAGCCGGCAGACGCUGGAUGAAGCACACACAUGCACGGGGAUUUAA
Molecule: messenger RNA, 1710 nt
Organism: Nyctereutes procyonoides (raccoon dog)
Lineage: Eukaryota; Metazoa; Chordata; Mammalia; Carnivora; Canidae
Product: ras-GEF domain-containing family member 1A-like
Exons: 14
Coding region: 1-1710 (569 amino acids)
Biological process (GO): positive regulation of GTPase activity; Ras protein signal transduction
Cellular component (GO): plasma membrane
Molecular function (GO): guanyl-nucleotide exchange factor activity
Source: RefSeq, a predicted model, not a curated record